UCAAGCUUCCAACCAACGAACGAACGGUAUCAACAGGAUCGACACCUGGUCAUACUCAUUAGAGAGGUAGCUUAUGCUUACUUAUCCUACCGUAUUGCCUUCCGCCUUUAGUCCACCAAAAAGUCCAUGAAGGUGACACAACAAAACCUCACAUUACUCCGAUCCUCCCCUUCUUCACGUCGCAUUGCGAACCUCACCACCAAAAGUCCCCGUCACGAAACACCAAAAGUCACUACAUCACCUCUAACACCAAAUAUGGCCACCCGCAUAGCCUGUCGCGCUGCCUUCCGGCGCAACGUUGUGCCCGUCACUCUCGGUCUCACAACCACCUUCGCCCUGGCCGCGCGACAACAGCCUUUGAAGCUAGACGCCUUGUCCAGCUCGCAGCAGUCGCGGUCUCUCCAUUCCCAGAAAGACAACAAGGAGGAGUGGUUGAACCCGGAAACGAUCAAGCAGCUUUCUAGUGGGAGUUUGAGCGGUUUCGCCACCGGUCUCUUGAUCAGUGUCUUUUCCAAGACGCUCGUGCUUUUGGCGGGUGUUGGUAUGGUGAUUGUUCAGGUUGCGUCUCGUUACGGCAUCGACUUGGUAGGCAUGUUGCAUCUUCGCGACAAGGUGAACUCGUCAAAGAUUCUCAAGGCGUUGCAACACAAAAUGGCCUUUAAGCUUGCCUUUGCCAUAACCUUUGCUCUUUCUGCUUUCAUGUCUUUCUAGAUCGAGCAAGGUUCAACGAAGGAGAAAACCAUAUUAACUCUACACAUCAAGAUGCAUCCAUGGCGUAUCACA
Molecule: messenger RNA, 783 nt
Organism: Neurospora hispaniola
Lineage: Eukaryota; Fungi; Ascomycota; Sordariomycetes; Sordariales; Sordariaceae
Exons: 3
Coding region: 127-711 (194 amino acids)
Biological process (GO): autophagy of mitochondrion
Cellular component (GO): mitochondrial outer membrane
Source: RefSeq, a predicted model, not a curated record